ACAAAUUUAACAGUAUUUUAUUGGUUUUAUUUUCAACAAAACACAAAUUGAAAGCAGAGCGAGACUGAUUCUGCUCACUGUCCAUUUAUUACCUGUGUCAAUGUAAACUUUAGUUUUGUUUUCAAUCUACCUUAAAAUUUACCAAAAAUGUUUUUUUCCAAAGAUUUUGGGUGAAAAUCAGGGGUGUGUAUUAUAUAAGGGUGUGCAUUUUACAUGCUUACCUACGGUAGUAUGGUAAAAGUUUCAAAACCAUGAGUGUUUGAUUUGUUUGUUUGUUUUAGGUUACGCCGUUUUUCGACAGUAUUUCAGUCAUGUAACGGCGAGCAGUUAACCUAACCAGUGUUCCUGGAUUCUGUACCAGUACAAACCUGUUCUCCGCAAGUAACUGCCAACUUCCCCACAUGAAUUAUCAGAGGUAUAGGACGAAUGAUAUCAGACAAUGAGUGUUUGAAUCAGAUGGUUUCUAGUGCAGUAACAUCAGCACGUAUUGACCUUAGGACUGCUUAAUAUUUACCUAAAAUGGACAUAUUCGUACAGAUAUUUCAUGUACUGUAAAAGUUUGUAAUGUAGUACAGAAAUAUGUUUCAGAUAUCUUUAAAUUAUUUUAAGUUUUCAUAAAAUACAAGUAUCAUCAUAAAUUUUAAUUCGUGUUUUCAUGCUGUAUUUUGAGAUAUCAAAAUUUAAUAGUAUAUCAUACAAGGAACUCAAGGAUAUCACAAAGUCACAAAAUGAAUAUAGGCAGUAAUAUUUAUCAAGUACCCCACUGCCUCUAUACCCCCUUCCCCCCACCCUGAUCCUUCCCACCACCCUGAUCCAUCCCACAAACAUGUGAAAACAAAGUAUAAAAGCCACAAAAAAAAAAUUUAUACAUUAUUUAGUAAUUUACUACACAGAUACCUAGUAUUUUCGCUGGUAUUUAUUUCGCAUUGCUUCACUGCAGACGGCUUUUAGACUGGUAUAGUCUAUUGAUUACAGCCUGUUAUUGUAUCUCAGCUGUUAUGGUUUGGGCAAUAGUGUGGUGGUGGUAUAACAGGGAAAUAAAUAGGGGCUUUAAACUCCUUAAAAACAGGAAUAAGGCUCAUGACAACUCUAGGAUAAGAUUGUGUAUAAUUUGCUGUGUUUGGAUCUUAACAAAUAUUCAGAGAAUUAAAGAAUUUACCAGUGUUUAAGUGUUAAAAUUAUCUUUGAAGAAGUGAAGUGAAUAAAGUGGUAUUACUGUGGAGUUACCAGAAGACAGUGACCUUGUUAACCAAACGGUGUAGUUGACCGGUCAGUGAGAUUUUUAUCCUGUCUUAGGGAAUAUUUUUAUUAAAUAAGUGCCUAAAUGAGCGCCGAAGACGUGACCAAGAGAAUUACUAUUUUGAGGAGCUUGCGGAGAUUAUUACAGCAAGCCUAACGGACAUGUCGAGUACAUUCUCUGUGAAACCUGAGAAGUGUGCAAUCCUUCAGGAGACUGUCAAACAAAUUAAGCAAAUCAAACAAGGAAAUUCUGGGGGCGGGGACUCGGCAGUACAACAGAGUCAAGUGUCGUCAAGUAAACCUGCCAUCUUAGCAGACGACAUUUUGGGUCCUUUACUCUUAGAGGCACUGGAUGGCUUCUUAUUUGUUGUGAAUUCACAGGGAAAAGUUGAAUUUGUGUCAGAAAACGUUUCUCAGUUUAUAAAAUAUACACAGGAUGAUUUAAUUGGCAAAAGUGUCUACAACAUCAUCCAUGUAGGGGACCAUGCACAGUUUAGCAACAACCUCCUGCCUAUGUCAGUCAGUAGUGGUAUAGGAGGAAUAAGUUGGCCCUCAGACAAUCUUGUUGGUAAAGGUCGUGUGUUCAGUUGUCGCUUGCUCAUUAAGCCUUCAUGUAAUGAUAACGAUGAUUUGGAAACAAAACAGACCUAUGUUCAUCAGUACAAAAGCUUGCAGAUUUCAUCCAUACUUCAUCCAUCUGAUACCUUCACGGAAAACUCGGACAGUAAUGACACGACCUCCAGUCUAGUGUGUAUUGCACGUAGACUUCCUCUUGCAGAGAAGACUAAUACAAUGCUUGGAGUUGAACAAUUUACUACAAAGCAGGAUUUAAAUGGAAAAAUAAUUGGCUGCGAUAUCAGUGGAAUAGCACCAGGACGAUUUAGCUGCCCAGAUUUUGUUGGUCAGAAUAUACAAGAGUUUUGUCAUACAAAUGAUUUACAACAAUUGUCCAAACAUUUACAAGAAGCUGUUAAAAAUGGAAGUAAUACAAGUGGUGUAUACCGUUUUAAAAUGCAAGAGAGUCGCUAUGCCUUUGUUCAAACUAAAAGCAAAUUGUUCCAGAAUCCAAUCAAUGGAUCAUCAGAAUUUAUCAUGUCAACUCAUUCUAUUAUCAGGGAAUGUGAUUCUGACAAUGAACUUAAAGGUUCUGCUUCCACAAGUCUUAUGAAAUCAAUCAUUGGACCUAGCUUACAGCAAACACUUCAAAAGGCACAGACUCCUGUAUCUAACGUAAACACAUCAAUGGCCAGCAUGGCACUCGUAGGAAAUAAAGUGAUGCCCAGUAUGAAUUCUGGGAGUUUGUACGGAGUUAAUGAUAACAGUAGUGAUGACUUUUUCAGCCAGCUCGGCUGGGAUGGAAAUUUAUCAGACUCUUCAGUGAGCAGUACAGGAAAUUCAUUCAUGAACACGACUUACCAAAGUGUUGCGAACAGCUCUACCUCAGCCUUUUCAAAUUCAUGGAAUUCACAGUUGAAGUUGUCGCAAGUGCAGCAACAAUUACAGCGUAGUUUUUCAACGUCAUCUCAAAGAAACCAGGUUGCGAACAGUAACAAUAUGACUGGAGCAGGAAACAAGAGGCCAAGUGUCCUCCUAGGGCAACUCGGCCAGAGAAGCACAAGUCUAGACCUUGGCCAGAUGCAAAGUCAGGGACAGGUUCUUCAGCCUCAGAAGAGCCCAAGUUAUGCCCAGAAUAGAAAUGGUGGAUUCCAGAUUCCAUCACAGCGUAAUGUUAUGGGAUAUAGUAGGAGGAGUCCGGCCGCAUCUCCUGUACCCAGUAUGGGACAGGGAAAUUUUAAUACACCAUUUUCACCACGUACACCAUCACCAAUGCUGUCUCCUUCACCAGGCAUGCCUCAGCCAGGAUGGGGGAACCAGCCAAUGACAAGUAAUGCUUCACAAUCUGGGCAUCAGCUGUAUGAUGACCAAUCAUCAUACACACAUGAACGACUUUUUCAGCGUCUAACAGGGCUAGAGGGUUUAACAGGUGACAAAAAAGUAAAACGCUCAGGAAAACUGUGUCAGUUGCUCACACAAAACAGUCCACCAUCAAGUUCCAGGAAGUCGGAGCCAGGAACGCCAAAGGGCGGAAGAAGUAGGCAUAACAGUCGACAAGGGUAUAUGGAAAUGUCACCCGCUGACAGUAUACAGUCACCUCAGCCUGGUCCCGGUCAGAGUCCACCAGAAAAGCCACAAAGCACGUCAAAUGAUGACGGAGAACAUGUGGUCCAUACGGAACACAAAGACUCGAAUCGUUUACUAAAAUCGUUAUUAAGUCAAGAUGAUGACACGGAAGAUGAACAGGUAAAGGAAGAAAACUCUGCUGCAAAAAGGGAGCAGACGGCAGAGGCUCAGGCUGUGCCACAGAAAUCAGUUAGUUCAAUGGAAAUGGAGAAGAAUGAAGCGGAGGCAAAGAAACCAAAUAAUAUUCUUUUAAAGCAACUUUUGAGUACAGACGAGAGAUCUGUAGCGAAAGAAUCAACAUCAGAUAGCAAGAAGAGCAUUAUACAUAAGCUGUUAGAUGAUGACAGUAAAAAUAACUGUAGAUCUGCACCAGCAGAAAGUACAAGUAUAGACUCAGAGCUUGCACGUCAGAGGCAUCAGUCAGGCCCACAGGAGCCCCAGUCUACUACAACUCAUUCACUACCAAUGCCUCCACUUUCUUCACCCCUCACAUCACCUGUGACCCCAAAUUUUGACCAGUCACAGAGAAGCAGUGUAGAUACCUCACUUUUGAAAGGAUUAUUCAGUUCUAGUUCUAGCUUGAGCCUCAAUCAGGUUACGAAUACAAACUCGAGUGCCUUUGCCUCAACGAGUGGUUCAGUUGACACUCAGUCGACAGACAUGCGAGAAGAUGGAUUUGCAGCAGCGCGUGAGAAAAAAAUUGACAAAUUAUUGCAUUUAUUAUGGGAAGAUAAUUCAGACGAUGGGGUUCGGGAAACAAUGCGAGAAAAAAUUCAGAAUUUGAAACGCAAGGCAGAUAUGUUGGAAGGUGGGGAUACAGAACAAAGUAGUGCAUUUUCUGGAGAAUUGACUUCCUCUCAAGCAUCGAGACUUACGAAAGAAAAUGCAUUGUUGACUCAGCUUUUGUCGAAAAAAGCUAACAAUGAUAUUGUUGUGAAUACAUUAAGUACUAUUCAGCCAUCAGGAAUUCCGCAGCAGAGAAUACCCCAAAACUUGGCAUCAAAACUUUUAAAAGUGAACCCAUCCUCAUUUAACACGACAAAUAGUGGGAAUGAAGCAAAACGGGCACGGACAGAUAGUGGGAACAAUAACCAGUUGUCAACAUUGGAACGUGCUUUGAGCGCACCAAAGCAAGACAUAAAUCCUAUUUCGUCAACUCAGCCAUUUGAUGCCUUGAUGGAAAUUGGGCAAAAUUCAAAUUCGGGAAUCAGUAAUAUUAGUGAUAGUAGUGUUACCUCUCAGUUCAACAAUCAGUUAAGUGAAUUACAUCAGAUUUUACAAUCAACUAUAAGUGAUACGGGGAAUAAUUCAACUAAUGUCACAGAAGUGAAUUUAGACGAUAAUACUGACCCAUUACUCGCUCAGAUUUUACAACAGGCUCAAGACCUUCAGCAGGAUAUUACAUUGGGAUCUUUCCCUGGUUCUAAUCAAAAUGUGCCACAAAGUUUAUCACUAGAUUCAGGGCCAGUUAACAAUAGUGCUCAAUCAAUGUUAAACCAUCCAAGUUUGAAUAAUAAUUCUUACCAGAAAAACAAUACAAACACAGACAUUUUGCAGCAGUUGGAGCAGGCACUUAAUGACUCUAACUUCAAUCUGGAUUCAUUGUUAGGCAACAGUAACGUAUCUAGUAUGGAUGAGCAGGUUGCGAUUGACGCUAUUCAGAAGCAGUUAAUGAUGGACAUGCCUGGUCUGUCUACAGGGGUGUCGGCAUCUAAUGCACAGACACCCACUGUAGAUAGUGGACGGGUCCAGAAUCGCUUUGCUCAGAAUAUACCUGUACCAAACCCUGCUGCUGGCUCCCAAAUUCAGCAAAAUAUGUUGGGAAACCAGUUGCCUGAGAGAAAUCAAGGUGCUCCUGGCAUGUUUCAAAGCAUUGGGUCUCUACGUCAAGGAGUUGGUGGACCGGGUAGGCCAUUACAACAGCUGCCGGGGUAUAACCAAGCUACUGCAGCUGGACAAAAUUACCCCGGUCAGGGUCCAAGGCUUCCUCACCCUCAAGGUGCCUUACAAUCGCCAACACAACAACAGAGGCCGAUGUUUGCCAACUCCAACCCAAACUCUACUGCCAUGCAGGUACGACAAUCAUUACUUCAGCAACAGAAGUUGAAACAGAUGCGAGAACGUAAUAAACAUGUACAGCAACAACAAGAUAGACAGAAGUUGCUGAUGCAACAACAGCAGCGUUCACAGUUCAGCCCACAGUAUUCAGGUCAAAGGGGGCCACAGGACAAUCUAUCUUUAGGAGGAAACAAUGUUAUACCACAGUUCCCAGAGAAUCUUGCAGAGCUCAUGAAUAGUGCGACGGCACCAAAUGUGACCCUACAACGGAACCAAAUACCUGGUCCGAUGUCGCCUCGGUACCAGACGUUACAGGGCCAACCACCACAGAGUCCUAACAUGGGUUCCAUGAUGCCACCUAACCCACAGUUGUCUCCAAAUUUCAGUCAAACACAACAACAACAACAACAACAACAGUGGAAUAUAAGACAGGGACAGACAAGUCUGGCAAUAUCCCCACAGGGAACUGCACAGUACAGUAACAGACACCGAUCCCUGUCUGGCGGUACUCUGCAGGCAUCACCUCCACAACGGUUCCCGUUUAAUGAUGGCCAGUAUAGUGGGAACCAGCAGUUAGGAAAUCUCUACUCCCAGCAACAACAACAGUUGUAUCAGCAAAACAGAGGUGGACAACUACAGAGACAACUAAGUCGUGGAGGUUCACCUAGAGCAUCACAGAGUCCUUUUGGUCCAAACUCUGAUCCUUUACUAAUAUCACCUCAUAAUGUAUCUCCAAAUUCGAUGAGAGGUCCACAGCAGGUGAGCCCCUCCUACAGUCAAGGAGGAAUGGGCACAGCAUUUGGACAGGGCAGUAUGACAUCCCAGCCGAGUUCUCUGCCAUCGCCUCAGUACUCCCAGAAUCAAGGUCAAGGUCAGAUGGGGCUGAAUGCUCAUAACAUGGACAUAGACCUGAAUAGUUUGUUUGAUAGUAGUAAAAAGCCAUUAGAUGUGCCAUUGAGUGUUAACACACCAGGUCCGUCCAAGACAAUCAAGGAAGAAUUGCGCAACUUUUGUAAUGCGAGAUCUCAAAACAGUCUUCAAGGUCAAAGUUCGCUCCAAAACAGUCUUCAGGGCCAAAGUUCCCUCCAAAACAGUCUUCAAGGUCAAAGUUCACUCCAAAAUAGCCUUCAGGGUCAAAGUUCAUUACAAAAUCAAAACUUCUUGCAAAAUCAGACUGCCAUGCAGGGUCAUAAUUCCCUUCAAAGUCAAGUGAUGGCUGCCCAACAGUCUCAGCAGUUCAUGUCACCGACUCAUCAUCAACAGCCGCAGCAGCAACAGCAGCAGCAACAGCCACCACAACAUCAGCAGUCUGUCGAGCAUGAUGCAAUGUCUGAGUUACCCUUUGAUAUUCUAGAACAAAUAAAUGAGAUGUCGCAGGAUCACGGGAUCAAUCUACCUGAGUAUAAAGAGGAGGUGAUUGUGCCAAAGAAACGUGAAGAAGCUAAAAGUAGAUAUGUGAAAUUUCAGCAGCUUGCCAAUUCAGAAGAUCCAGAUAGCAAAGCUACAAAUUUAUUCCGUAAGCAGUUAACAUCACAAGGUAAAGGAAGACCGACUUCAGCCUCCGCUGAUACAAGUGCGCCUGCCUAUACGGAACCUCAGUCAUCAGUGAAUAUAGUACAGAAUAAACCCAGGACUCCGAUAGAAGAAAUCAAGCCAGCCAAUCAGAAGGACAGUUUGUUACAGCAGUUACUAUCAGAUUGAUGAUGGCUUAUUGCUUAGUGAUGUAAAUAAUCUUUUUACACUUUCUUCGUUCAUCAAAAGUGGAAUUGAAUUCCAUUUCAGAGAAGAGUUAAUAUUUUAUUGCUGUUACAGUAGAAGUUGAUAAGGGAAGGUAAUUGGUUCCUCAGUUCAAAAGGAAGUUAGUAUUCUACAACUUUUACUCUUUGCUUAUGAAGAGGGAGUUAACUCUUGUGCCUCAUUUUAAGAAUGAAGUGUACUCUUCAAAGGAGGUACUGAAGCUCUUUACAGAGAGGAACAUUCAACAGACUCUUCAACAGAGAAGUCACAUACAGUGCUCAAUUGGAAUAUCUCGGGUAUAUUGCUGGACUACAAAGUGUGUAGACAAAGGCAAUAAGUGUUUACAAAAGUAUUAGAUAUUGUUAAAAUAUGUGCUAAAUUAUGAAAUACUAGUGUGAAGUCAGGGAAUGAUUGUUUGUCUUCAAAAAACUGUUAUAAAUGAAGUUACGGGGACAUUAGUGAUAGAACUGGAAUGUGAUUUAGACAAAAUGCUCGAUGAUUUUUUCUGUUAAAAGCAACUUUUUUAUUGCUACAAGUGCUUUUCAAACAGCUGUGAUAUUUCGGAAAAGAACUAAUGGAUCAGUUGCUAUGGCAACACCAUUGAAUGGAUGUGAAGUAAAGACGUCUGGGAAUAAUUUCUGAUAAUGUACGGGUUUUUAACAACAAAAUCUUUUAAAGAUUAUGACUACAGUAAAUAAACUGUAGAAAACAGAAGCUUCAACUUCAAAGUAGACUGGAGCUAACCUUCUUGUGAAACAUUUGAAUUUAAAUCGCUGUGCCACAAUUCUGAUUAUUGUUUAUUUUUAAGUAUAUUUUGAUCUCAGAUAUGUAUCUUUACACAGAAAAAAAUGAUCUCUCCGUGAGAGUCAACAUUUUUUUUGUGUGUGACAAAAUUUCUCACAUUUGAUUUAAAGUGACUUCAAGUAUA
Molecule: messenger RNA, 8143 nt
Organism: Mercenaria mercenaria
Lineage: Eukaryota; Metazoa; Mollusca; Bivalvia; Venerida; Veneridae
Product: nuclear receptor coactivator 2-like
Exons: 23
Coding region: 1402-7179 (1925 amino acids)
Biological process (GO): positive regulation of transcription by RNA polymerase II; cellular response to hormone stimulus
Cellular component (GO): nucleus
Molecular function (GO): protein dimerization activity; nuclear receptor binding
Source: RefSeq, a predicted model, not a curated record